This is a messenger RNA of Protopolystoma xenopodis, 594 nucleotides long. NCBI's taxonomy places the organism in Eukaryota, Metazoa, Platyhelminthes, Monogenea, Polystomatidea, Polystomatidae. The record is from the annotation of a GenBank genome assembly.
AUGCAAGCCGGGGCAAGUGUGCCAAUGCCCGUGCUUUGUAGAUGCUAUGUGUGUGCCCGAGCUGGCUGGCCCAUCUGUUUCUCUGUCCUCCUGUCUAUCUGUAUGUCUGUCCAUUUGUCUGUAUGUCUGUAUGGAUGUCUGCUUGCCAGGCUAUACUCAGGUUAUCGAGGUGCCCUAAAAGAGGAGACUGGCAGAACACCUCUUUCCCCUGUCUCCUUGCUCGCUUGUCUCCCGCUCACCCUCCAUUCUCCGGUACUUCCAGCCCCCUUUGGAUGCUGCCCUCCGUUUUCCCUCAGUUGUAGACGAGGCUGUUUCUUGGUUGGCCAAUCCUUUGAUCGUAUCAACACGACGAGGGCAUUUUUACCGGGCUCGAUCACUGGCAUUGGAGAAUCCUGCCUUGUACAUACACGUAUGUACGGUCUUCUGCCUCCUGUACAUGCAGCCCGUCAAAGAUCACAAUUGCCACGGCCUCGGCCAGAGUUCGUCCAGCCUCACGAGCAGUCACGAGCAAUCUUCCGAAUCGUCUGCCUCGAUCGCGAGCAUUGCAAUCGACGACGACUUCUGGCACAGACUCCCUCUGAGCCUCAUCUCUAG